AUGGCUGUACCAGGUGCCGCGGACGAAGAGUGGCUCAUCAUACCUCCUCAUGCAUCUAUCGUCAUGUGCCGACUUCUCUGCUGCUGCAAAAGUCUGAACUGCCAGAACUUAUGUCGGACUUUCUUCCCAAGUCUAGCACACACCAAAGCACACAUGCGACUAACGAUGGGGAGAACACGGUGGUCCCCUUUGGAUACUGCUGAACUCCACUGUCAACAACAGGAACAAUGCUGUCCUUCAGGGCGAAGAAACGUCAGACAGGACGAGGUUGAGUCAUCGUAA
Molecule: messenger RNA, 282 nt
Organism: Protopolystoma xenopodis
Lineage: Eukaryota; Metazoa; Platyhelminthes; Monogenea; Polystomatidea; Polystomatidae
Source: the annotation of a GenBank genome assembly